AUGGGUUCCCCUACACCGCCACCCAAUUCAAAUCCUGCAACUCGCAGCAGAAAUGACAGAAUCCUCUCCCGGCGAGAGAUUGAGGGUCUCAUUGCAGAUGGCAGGCACAUUAUAAUUCUAGACGGGAAGGUUCUCAAAGUGGACGCUUGGAUCCCCUACCAUCCCGGUGGGAAUAAAUCCAUCAUGCAUAUGGUUGGCAGAGAUGCUACAGAUGAAGUCACGGCUCUGCAUUCCGCCGAAGCUCGCCAGCGGAUGAAUGCGUACCAGAUCGGCCGCAUCGAAGGCCGCUGGAUGAAUUUCCUGCCCCCUAUCCAGGGUGGGAAAUUCCGCCCGUAUAACGAGGGCGAUCUCCAUGUGUCCUCCGAUGAAGUUUGUGAGGGGGAUUCCUCAGAGCAGGACCUCUCAGAUCCCCCCUCUCCAAUAUUUGAACCGGUCAAGGGCACUACCAGACGUAGGGGCCCAGCGUCCUCAGUCUCUUCUGUAUCCUCCAAUUCCCACGACUCCGCGACUGACUCGAAACCAAAUUCGCGGCCGGGUUUUCUAGAUGCCCGCACCCGGGAGGAAAUACUCAUGGAUCUGGCGAAAUACCCGCCCCUGGAUGCCAACACUCAGGAUUUCAUCAUCCGGAAAUACCGCGCGCUACACGACCAAGUCAAAGCAGAAGGCCUCUAUGACUGCGACUACUUUGCCUAUCUAAUAGAAUCAGUCCGCUACACCCUUCUUGGAGGCCUGUUCUUUUAUUUCCUCUGGCGGGGCUGGUACGCCACCUCUGCCGUAUUCCUUGGAGCCCUAUGGCACCAGCUGGUUUUCACUGUCCAUGACGCCGGCCACUUGGGCAUAACCCAUAAUUUCCAUGUGGACACCGUCAUCGGCAUCCUCAUCGCAGACUACAUCGGCGGCCUCAGCAUCGGAUGGUGGAAGCGCAACCACAACGUCCACCACAUCGUCACCAACUCCCCCGAACACGACCCAGAUAUCGAGCACAUGCCCUUCUUCGCCAUCUCCCACCGCUUCUUCGACAGCCUCCGCUCCACCUACUACGACCGCAUAAUGACCUACGACCUCUUCUCCAAAUUCCUCAUCCGCUACCAAAACUACCUCUACUAUCCCAUCCUCGUCUUCGGCCGCUUCAACCUCUACCGCCUCAGCUGGGAAUACCUUCUAGGCGGCCAAGCACCCCGCAAGGGCCCUGCAUGGUGGCACCGGUGGUUCGAAAUCCUCGGCCAGGUGGUCUUCUGGACCUGGUUCGGCUACGGUGUGCUCUACCGGAGCAUCCCUGACUGGCCCAACCGGCUCCUCUUCAUCUUAAUCAGCCACGCCAUCACCAUGCCUCUACACGUGCAAAUCACCCUCUCGCACUUUGCCAUGUCCACCGCGGACCUGGGCGUGAACGAAUCCUUUCCACAACGCAUGCUGCGCACAACCAUGGACGUCGACUGUCCGCAGUGGCUCGACUUUUUCCACGGCGGCCUCCAGUUUCAGGUCAUCCACCACCUAUUUCCUCGCAUGCCGAGGCAUAAUCUGCGCAAGGCGCAGAAGCUUGUUAUGCAGUUCUGUAGGGAGGUGGAGGUGCCCUAUGCGAUUUUCACGUUCUUGGAUGGGAAUAAGGAGGUUAUUGGGCGGUUGGGGGAGGUGGCGGCGCAGGCGAGGUUGUUGGCGGAGUGCCAGAAGAGUAUCGCUGCCGAGCACGGGUUGCAUGCCCAUGGUCAUUAA
Molecule: messenger RNA, 1713 nt
Organism: Blastomyces dermatitidis ER-3
Lineage: Eukaryota; Fungi; Ascomycota; Eurotiomycetes; Onygenales; Ajellomycetaceae
Product: fatty acid desaturase
Exons: 2
Coding region: 1-1713 (570 amino acids)
Biological process (GO): lipid metabolic process
Cellular component (GO): membrane
Molecular function (GO): oxidoreductase activity, acting on paired donors, with oxidation of a pair of donors resulting in the reduction of molecular oxygen to two molecules of water
Source: RefSeq, a predicted model, not a curated record